This is a messenger RNA of Haemonchus placei, 786 nucleotides long. The record is from the annotation of a GenBank genome assembly. NCBI's taxonomy places the organism in Eukaryota, Metazoa, Nematoda, Chromadorea, Rhabditida, Trichostrongylidae.
AUGGCAGCAUAUAUAAGGCCCCAUACCAUGCUGAAUACUUACAAAAUGAUCCAAUUCGUUGCUGUCUGUGUACUGCUCAAAAUCACAAACGCUUCCGUCCGGCAACCCAGCAGUUUUGGUAGAGAAGGAAAUGGAUUUGACCAUGGCUUUGAGGCUAUGAAAAAUCACCAAGAUUUCAACGACAUUGCAAAUGGUGCUCGUAAAAACAAUGGCGCCUGGAACUUUAUGGAUAAUAGCGCCGAAACCACAGACAAGCACACAAAUUCGUGGAAUGAAGCAGCACACAGUUCAGAAGCACGUCAUCAAGAUGAAGGCAGCAAAUCCAGUUCCGGAACUAGCAGCUAUGGACGAGAUGUGAAAACAAAGACCUAUGGAUUCUUCGACUACCAAUAUAUCAAGCCACAGUUCCACAUUGAAGAAUACCACGUCGACGAGAAGCAUUCGAAUAAACACACAUCUGAUACCCACUCCACCCACGCCCAACAUUCAUCCAAGGACAACUUCCACGAAAGAGGCUUUGAUAAUUACGCCAAUUCACAUAGCAUGAAGGGAUCGAAAAAAACUGGCUCAGACCGAACCAGUAACGAGCAUAGCUUCAGGGGAGCCAACUACGAUAGCAGUUAUGAUGACGACGAAGAGGGAAGUUUCAAUCACGGAUAUCAUGUUCAUGGGGACGACUAUGGCACGGAGCAUCCCACUUACGUCAGCGAUCAUGGACACCUUCCAGAAUACAGCAAACGUUCCGUGUUUUCCGGUCCAUACCGUCAUGAAGCUUCGUUCUAUUAA